This is a messenger RNA of Rhinopithecus roxellana (golden snub-nosed monkey), 2086 nucleotides long. It is a transcript of the gene C14H2orf83, whose product is annotated as chromosome 14 C2orf83 homolog. Gene Ontology annotation, molecular function: vitamin transmembrane transporter activity. The transcript is spliced from 4 exons. Gene Ontology annotation, cellular component: membrane. The record is from RefSeq and is a predicted model, not a curated record. Bases 236 to 526 code for a protein of 96 amino acids. Gene Ontology annotation, biological process: vitamin transport. NCBI's taxonomy places the organism in Eukaryota, Metazoa, Chordata, Mammalia, Primates, Cercopithecidae.
AUCCCACGGAACGUUAAAAUACAUUGCACCAUCCCAUUUGUCUAUUUCUUCAGGCUAUCUCUGCUGAAAGAGCUUUUAGAAAGAAACUGUCAAUAGAAACCUGGGCUUCCUCAGCAGAGCAAAGCCUUGAGAAGAACACAAUUUGCUGUUUUGUAUUUGAAUGCGCAUGUGUGCGUCCUUUUAAAACUCUUUCCAUCUGUACAAUGACAGAUUUCAGAUUGGAGUUAAUCUGAGCAUGGAAGACUACGCCCUGGCAUUUGGAAUUAAACCCUUCAUUGCCUUGAUGAUUCAACCCAUCAUGACUAUGACUGUGGUUGACAACAAAGGACUGGGGCUUCCCUUUGACAUUCAGCACAAAGCAAGGCCCUCGCCAAAAGCCAGCCAGAUGCUGCCCCCUGAUCUUGGACCUCCCAGCUUCCAGAACUUCUUCACCUGUAGAACUGCCCCCUCCCUUGUGAUGGUUCUCAGCUGGAAGAGUGGGGUCAGGAGAGAAGCAUCAGUUCAUCCAUCUUACACUAAGUAUUAAGUCCAUCUGAGAAACUAGAGCCUUGGGACCCAGGGAUGAGGAAACUUACGGUACAGACAUGCGGGCUGACCUUCACCCUGUGGGCCACGGCCUCUGCCAUGCAACUGCACAAGCUUCAGCCUGAAACUCUCUCUGGCAUCGCCCUAAACAGACCAAGCGUGAAGGAGGGAGCAUGUAAUGAAAAGUCCACAGAGAACAAGAAGCCACAAGAUUCAGUGCUCUGAAGCCAUUCUAGAUGGUUUCAGGGAAACUAGCUUCCCACCUCUGAUAGGGAUACCAUGGCAAAUACCACACUUUGCCUAGGAUGAUCAUUCUCUGUGCACAACGCAUCCCAUCCCAAAGACAGUACACAGCUGGACUUGCUCCAUCUCUGAACUGGUCUUACCCCCUUAAACCUGCCUUUAUAUCUAGGAGUUUCUUUAUUUUAUUUUUUUGAGACAGAGUCUCGCUCCAUUGCCCAGGCUGGAAUGUAAUGGCGCUAUCUCAGCUCACUGCAACCUCCACCUCCUGGGUUCAAGCGAUUCUUGUGCCUCAGCCUCCCAAGUAGCUGGGAUUAAAGGCAUGUGCCACCAUGCCUGGCUAAUUUUUGUAUUUUUAGUACAGAUGAGGUUUCACUAUGUUGGCCAGGCUAGUCUCAAACUCUUGACCUCAAGUGAUCUGCCAGCCUCAGCCUCCCAAAGUGCUGGGAUCACAGGUGUGAGCCAGCAGGCCCGGCCUACAUCUAGGAGUCUCUUGAUAAGUGUUGGUCAACAGAAAGAAGAAGUCUCUUCUAAAAAUUGUUAAUGCUUUUAUAGACUACUCAUGGUCUGAGUCAUAAAACAUCAUUUGCCUUUCAAUUUAUACCUUCCAAGUGAAUGAUGAGUAUUGAGGAUUAUCUAAUUAUUAUCUACUUUUCUCUCUGGCUAUAAAAAACACCACAGAUCCUACACACACAAAAAUGGUUUUUCUAUCAGAAAUGGAUUCACUUGUCUGACAAAAAGACACAGAUUAGAUUAUUCUAAUCUCAAGUCCCCUUAGGCUUAUGAAUUCAAAAAAAAAAAAUAGAAGAAAUGAAUGAAAACAUAAAUCACAGAUUAAGUUAUUAAGUAAUAUCUGAAAUGAAUUAGGAAGAAACCAUAAGCCUUAACAAUACUCCAAUCACGGUUAAAUUAAUUUAGAAAGAAAAGCUAAUAGCAACUGACUUGAAAAUAAGAAGUGGGGCCCAAGAUGGGUACAAGAAAGCCAGGAGGGCUAAGAUAAAGCCCAAAUCCAAUGUUCAUCAAUGCCUACACAGUCAGUAAAACCUGAUGGCAUUAAUUUUGUGGUUAGGGAAAUGUGAAAGCUAACUCGAUAAUACCACAGUUCUAAAUGUGCACUGUUGGCUGAAUUUAUGGUGUGGUGGGGGGUGAUAAAAAUUAGGCUUCUAAGAAAGGAUGGAACUCUGCCCUCCAGGCAAGGAGUAAAUGGCCUCGGUAGAUGGAAAUCUAAAGCAAAUGUAGUCACCCGCAUUUUGCAAAGAGGUGUGUUUCUGAAAAAUUGUUCAAAUCAGUUCUUUGUGAAUAAAACGGGAUUUUGAAUGCA